Messenger RNA from Capsicum annuum, 1180 nucleotides. RefSeq names its product L-aminoadipate-semialdehyde dehydrogenase-phosphopantetheinyl transferase. The transcript has 5 exons. The record is from RefSeq and is a predicted model, not a curated record. Lineage: Eukaryota; Viridiplantae; Streptophyta; Magnoliopsida; Solanales; Solanaceae. The coding region runs from base 41 to 919 and encodes 292 amino acids. Gene Ontology annotation, cellular component: cytosol. Gene Ontology annotation, molecular function: holo-[acyl-carrier-protein] synthase activity; magnesium ion binding.
CACCCCCUAACAAUUUUUUUAAGGUGAAAACAUUUUUCUCAUGGAGAAAGGUGUCCAAAGAUGGAUAGUUGACAUAUCUGAAUGGAACCCAUGUAUCCAUUGCUUCUCUUUUGCUAUGUCCUUUCUUCCACAACAUGAACACAACUCCAUUACCAGGUUCUUUAAAAUGGAAGAUCGAAAACGGGCUCUUGUGAGCAGAUUGUUGCAGUAUGCACUGAUCCAUCAAGUCUUGGGUAUCUCAUACAAUGAAAUUGUCAUCAGGCGCACUGCUGAGGGAAAGCCAUACCUGAAAUGUGACAACCUGAACUUGGAGUUGCCAAAUUUUAACUUUAAUGCAUCACAUCAUGGUGAUUAUGUGGCGAUUGCCUCUGAACCAAUAUGCCUUGUGGGAUUGGAUGUUGUUGCUCAGACUAUUCCUGAGAAAGAAUCAGUGAAAGAAUUCAUUCAGAACUUCUCAUCAUACUUCUCAAGACUGGAAUGGUUUAACAUAAUCAAUGCUGGCUCUUCUCGUCAGAUUUUAAGUGAGUUUUAUAGAUACUGGAGUGUGAAGGAAGCAUUUGUCAAAGCCAUUGGUGAUGGUGUGGGUUACAAGUUGGACACCAUCGAAUUUCAUCAUAAAAACUGGGAAAACAUAGUUGCCAAAGUUAAUGGCAAAGAAUUAAAGGAUUGGAGAUUUUGGCUUCUUGAAUUGGGGAAAGAACACGUGGCAUCAAUUGCUAGAGGUCACCCUAUGUAUGCCACUGGCAGUUACAAGACAACGUUGAACCAGACACAGUUCAAUGACGAGGAAUACAAUUUGGGACUUCAUCUUCCGAACACAAGCUUCAUUUUCCGGAAGGUAGAAGACCUUUGGCCUUCCAAUGAAACAGGUCGAGUACCACCAUGUUUAUCGCAAAAUUGUGUUGUGUUGAAGGAUUAAGAACAACUCAAAGAAGCUAUUGAUUGAUUCACUGAGUGAAACUUGGGUUCUUCUGCCAUGACAAGUGCCACUUAAAGUAACGAAAAAUUUUGUAACAAAAACAUGAUUUUCUGCUUGUAGAAGUUUUUUUUGCGUCCAAGAGCAGACCUAGCUUAGAAGUUAUGAAUUCACGCGAACCAGUAACCUUUGCCUAGACAUGACAUAUGUAUUAUUGGGGAGGAGCCAAAUCCAAACUUCUUGUAAUAUAGCUAUAUAUGUACA